This is a messenger RNA of Glarea lozoyensis ATCC 20868, 678 nucleotides long. RefSeq lists its product as uncharacterized. Bases 1 to 678 code for a protein of 225 amino acids. The record is from RefSeq and is a predicted model, not a curated record. NCBI's taxonomy places the organism in Eukaryota, Fungi, Ascomycota, Leotiomycetes, Helotiales, Helotiaceae. The transcript has a single exon.
AUGGCCGUCGACCGCUCCUCAGACGCCGCAAUCCAAAAACGCAUCCUCACCCACCUAAACGCCGACCACGCCCCCUCCCUCUCCCUCUACCUCCAACACUACCUCUCGCUCCCCGCCUCCGUGGCCACCAACCCAACCCUCACCUCCAUGACCCUCGAUUCCCUCACCUUCCGCACUAACAACGGUCAAACCCACACCAUCCCGCUCGACCCCCCGAUGAAAUCCUACGCCGAAGCACGCGCGCGGACCGUAGCCAUGGACGCCGAAGCGCGGAAGGGGUUAGGACUCAGCACCAUCGUGUUGGACACAUACGUCCCGCCCACCAGCGCGGUGCAUUUGACAAUUGCCUUUUUGGUGCUCUGCGGAUUUACGUCUUUCCUCACGAAUCCAUAUAUCGUGCCCGGGACCUACGUGCACGACAAAGUGCUCCCCUAUUUCCCCGGCGGUCCGGGCUGGUUCAUUUGGAUAUCACGGAGUAUCGCUGUGCCGGUGUUGUUGAUCCAUAUCGUGGAGAGCGUGGUGAUGGCGCGGCGGUUGCGACGGUAUAAUGUGGAGAGAUACGGUGGGUUGUGGUGGAAAUGGAUGGUUGGGACGUUUGUGGAGGGGUGGGGGAGUUUUCAACGGUUUGAUGAGGUGGUGGGGGCGAAGAGGAGGGAGAAGGAGAAGGGUGGGCAUUGA